Messenger RNA from Tetranychus urticae (two-spotted spider mite), 1865 nucleotides. NCBI's taxonomy places the organism in Eukaryota, Metazoa, Arthropoda, Arachnida, Trombidiformes, Tetranychidae. The record is from RefSeq and is a predicted model, not a curated record.
AAAUGUUACUUUUGUUGUUAUAAAUGUAUCUACCUGUAGAAAGGUGAUCUUGAUUAUUUGCUUUUCUAUUUAUUCAAAGUUCUUUCAAGUGAAACAUGGUCAACUUGUCACUGGAAAUUUCAAUUUACUAUGUUCAACUAUUCAGUAAUUUCUUUCUAUCAUUUGUAUCUCUAUUGUGCUGAUAAAGUGUUUGCUGCUGAUUCUUUCGACUCUUAGUAUUACAUUGUAGUAGUAGUAAUACAUUGCCUUUCAAAGUUUACCAUCAAAGUUCGACUUCAAGCUACAUAAUAAUUCAGUGAUAAUCUGAAUGUGAAUAUUAAAAAAUUAUUUGUGUUGAACUGGUUAAAUUGCUGUAAGCCAUCAAUAUGACAGCUGAUAAUAAAGGAGCUCGGAUGAGACUGCUUUUCAUGUUAAUUUUAACAAUCACAUUCUUUUUUGUAGAAUUAAUUGUUGGCUAUAUCACCAAUUCUAUGGCUUUGAUUGCCGAUUCCUUUCACAUGUUAUCCGAUGUGAUUGCUUUGAUUAUUGCCUAUGUCUCAGUGUUAAUGUCACCCAAAGAGUGGGUCAAAAACACUUUUGGAUGGGCUCGAGCAGAAGUUUUAGGAGCUUUGGUCAAUGCUGUCUUCUUGAUUGCCCUUUGCUUUUCAAUUUUUGUCGAAUCGAUCAAACGUUUCUACAAUCCAGAAGAGCUUCACGCACCUAGUCUACUUUUAGGCGUUGGAGUAGCUGGUUUGAUUGUCAAUAUAAUUGGUUUAAUCCUUUUCCAUGGUGCUGGUGGUCACUCUCAUGGUAAAAAUCAUAAAGAUUAUGAUGAAUCUGAAGGAGGUGAAAACGGCCAAGAGAAAAGUAAGUACAUAUUUGCAUGUAAAUUGUCAGCUGAUAUCAACAUUAAAUUGAUUUAUUGUCUAUCCACAGAUGAACCAACUAAAAAGGCUCCACAAUCAAGUGACCAGAUGAAUAUUCGAGGCGUUUUUCUACACAUUUUGGCCGAUGCUCUGGGUUCUGUAAUUGUUUGCAUUUCCGCGUUAAUCAUCAUGUUUACUGAUUGGUCAAUCGUUGAUUAUGUUGAUCCAACUCUUUCUAUAUUGAUGGUUACCUUAAUCAUGUACAGUACUUGGCCAUUACUGAGCGAAUCAGCAAUGAUUUUACUUCAAACAGUACCCACACACAUUGAAGUUGAGGAUCUACGGGAAACCCUGACUAAAGAGAUCAAAGGUGUUUUGGCUGUCCACGAAUUUCAUGUUUGGCAAUUGACUGGUGAUCGCAUAAUAGCUUCAGCUCAUAUUCAAGUUCAAAAUUUACAAGAUUACAUGAGAAUAGCUGAAAAGGUUAAAGAGUUUUUCCAUAACAAGGGAAUUCAUUCAACAACAAUUCAACCUGAAUUUGUGGACCUUAAAUUAGAGAACUUCAACUUCAAAGACGGCUGUAUUUUAAACUGCUCUCGAAAUUUAAGCUGUGUUGCUUCAACAUGCUGUGGACUCAAGGAUUCAAUGAAAUAUAAUUCUGAAUCAAAGGGGAAAAAGGACAAAUCUAAACUCAGUGAAAACACCAAAUCAAAAUCUGUGUCUGAAGUCAGCGUCACCUUUGCAGAUGCUGAUGCCAGUGAGACUGAGGAUGUUGGACCUGAUAGCAAGUUAUCGACAUCUAGAUCAAACUUGGACAAAUGAUGGUUCAUAAACCAGAAGUAUUAUGUAAACUAAUCAGAAUUGAAACAAUAACUGGAAUGAUCAAUUCCAGAUUUGAUUUCAAUACUGUGCUCAAUAAAGCUUUGUUAAUAAUUAUUGUAAUUAUCGGGUAUUCAAGGUCACAACAAACCUUUAUUUUGAUUGAAAAGGUUAUUAAAUGUAAAAUACGAAAAAACAAAA